GGGAAAUGAGGGGUAUAAUAAUCAAUUCACAUAUAAUGCUUUCAUCGCCAUCGCCAUCGCCACUCGCCAGAUGCGCGUUGUUUCCAUUCUUCACAGAGAUCCCUCAAAUUUAUGUCUAUUGGGCUUCGUUUGAGAUCUGAUACAUAACUCGCAUGAUUCGUCCGAAGAUGGUUUUCUCGGAUCAACUUAGCUUGUGGGUCUCAGCAUUUUGCUUGAUAUUUCAAUCCGCAUAUGGGUUCUAUCUUCCCGGAAGUUAUCCCCACAAGUAUGUGAUUGGGGAUGAGUUGUCGGUGAAAGUGAAUUCUCUUACCUCAAUUGAUACAGAAAUGCCCUUUAGCUAUUACAGCUUGCCCUUUUGCAAGCCUCCGGGCGGUGUUAAGGACAGUGCUGAGAAUCUCGGCGAGCUCCUCAUGGGAGAUCGGAUCGAGAACUCACCAUACCGAUUUAAGAUGUACACUAAUGAAUCGGAGAUAUUCUUGUGUCGGUUGGACUCAUUGUCGGCAGAUCAGUUCAAGAUCCUUAGAGAGAGGAUUGAUGAAAUGUAUCAGGUUAAUCUGAUUCUUGAUAAUUUACCCGCCAUUCGCUUUACACAGAAAGAUGGAUACUUUCUACGAUGGACCGGGUACCCUGUUGGUGUGAAGAUUCAAGAUGCAUAUUAUCUGUUUAACCAUCUCAAGUUCAAUGUUCUUGUGCACAAAUAUGAGGAACCCAAUGUGGCUCGUGUAAUGGGAACUGGCGAUGCGGUUGAAGUGAUCCCAACAGUUGGUAAAGGGGAAUCAGAAUUGCCAGGAUACAUGGUUGUUGGGUUUGAGGUGAUACCGUGCAGCGUUAUGCAUAAUUUUGACUCUGCCAAAAACUUGAAAAUGUAUGGCAAAUACCCGUCACCUAUUAAAUGUGAUCCGUCCACCGUAGGAAUGCAGAUCAAAGAAGGGCAGCCACUGGCUUUCACCUAUGAGGUCACCUUUGAGGAGAGUGACAUCAAAUGGCCAUCCAGAUGGGAUGCCUAUUUGAAGAUGGAGGGAUCAAAAGUCCAUUGGUUCUCAAUCCUCAAUUCUCUCAUGGUGAUCACCUUCCUUGCUGGGAUUGUUCUUGUGAUCUUACUGAGGACUGUUCGCCGGGAUCUAACCCAUUAUGAGGAGCUUGACAAGGAGGCUCAAGCACAGAUGACUGAAGAGUUAUCAGGUUGGAAGCUUGUUGUGGGGGAUGUAUUCCGCGCUCCAUCCAACCCUUCAUUGCUAUGUAUAAUGGUUGGAGAUGGGGUUCAGAUUCUUGGAAUGGCUGUGGUGACAAUCUUGUUUGCAGCUCUCGGAUUCAUGUCACCAGCCUCUCGCGGAACACUCAUUACUGGUAUGCUGUUUUUCUACCUGAUACUUGGUGUUGCAGCUGGAUAUGUGGCAGUUCGCCUUUGGAGAACGAUUGGCUGUGGUGAUCAGAAAGGCUGGUUUUCAGUGGCAUGGAGGGCGGCUUGUUUCUUCCCCGGCAUUGCCUUCUUGAUCCUAACAACCUUGAACUUUCUAUUGUGGGGAAGCCACAGCACAGGAGCCAUCCCAUUUUCACUCUUUGUUAUACUAAUCUUACUCUGGUUCUGCAUUUCGGUUCCCCUUACCCUUAUUGGAGGGUUCUUUGGUGCCAGGGCCAAUCACAUCGAGUAUCCAGUCCGAACCAAUCAAAUUCCUCGCGAAAUUCCCGCACAGAAGUACCCUUCAUGGCUGCUAGUCCUGGGUGCAGGGACCCUCCCAUUUGGAACCCUGUUCAUAGAGCUCUUCUUCAUCAUGUCCAGUAUUUGGAUGGGCCGUGUCUAUUAUGUCUUUGGGUUCCUCUUAGUUGUUCUGGUUCUGCUUGUGGUGGUCUGUGCUGAGGUGUCUUUAGUUCUGACUUACAUGCAUCUGUGUGUAGAAGAUUGGAGAUGGUGGUGGAAAUCAUUCUUUGCUUCUGGAUCUGUGGCCAUAUACAUCUUCUUGUACUCCAUAAACUAUCUGGUGUUUGAUCUCAAGAAUCUGAGUGGCCCUGUCUCUGCAUCACUGUACUUGGGAUACUCUCUCUUCAUGGUUCUGGCCAUCAUGUUGGCUACAGGCACAGUUGGGUUCCUCUCUUCCUUCUCUUUUGUGUAUUACUUAUUCUCUUCGGUCAAAUUGGAUUGAAUUGCGGGCUGAGAUUCCCCAGAGAUUAGCUCUCGAGAUAACUGUUUUUCAUAGGUGGAAAUCCCUAGGGAAUGUUAAAGUAAUUAUUUCUUCUUGUCAAGGGGCAAAAUAUAGUUACUUUAUUUCAUUUGCAGCACCUUUUUUUUUAGCGAAAUUAGUAUAUUAUGUGACGAUAAUUUAAUUGUUUUGCUUGAUUCAUUGAUAGAUAUAUUUUCAGAGUCA
Molecule: messenger RNA, 2363 nt
Organism: Prosopis cineraria
Lineage: Eukaryota; Viridiplantae; Streptophyta; Magnoliopsida; Fabales; Fabaceae
Product: transmembrane 9 superfamily member 11-like
Exons: 2
Coding region: 153-2141 (662 amino acids)
Biological process (GO): protein localization to membrane
Cellular component (GO): membrane
Source: RefSeq, a predicted model, not a curated record